AUUAAAAGACCUCAAAUCCCAAAGUAUUGCUGUGGCAGGCCAGCCGGCUGUCAUGUCAGAGGAGCUCUGUGAAUGAGCUGCUGAGGCGAGCAGCUACAGCUCCUCAGGAGAGGAAUUAAACUCCAGUCCAGGACGCCCGCAGAGGCCUCAGAAGCACAUAUCCUCCAAGACAUGGACCCAGCAUGGACCACCACGGUUCUCCUGGUGCCCUGCGUUGUCGUGCUGACAGCCGGAUUUUUCUACCUCUAUGGUUUGAUUGUUGGUUUGCUGUCCAAAACAUCAGUACGCAAUAAGGUGGUGGUUAUAACUGACGCUUUAUCUGGGCUCGGAAAAGAAUGUGCAGGUGUGUUUCACAAAGGAGGAGCGAGGUUGAUCCUCUGUGGGAAAAGCUGGGAGAAACUGGAAGAACUUGCUGAGGGUUUGGCGAACGCCUCAGACCCCACUGUAACGUUUCCUCCUAAGCUGGUGUUGCUGGAUUUUGGAGAUAUGGACAGCAUGCCUGAUGUGAUCGCAGAGAUCCUGGACUGUUACGGCUGCCUGGACAUUCUCAUCCUCAACAGCAGCAUGAAGGUCAAAGCACCGGCACAGAGUCUGUCUCUGGAGAUGGACAAGUUACUGAUGGACAACAACUACUUUGGACCGGUCACACUUGCCAAAGGUGUGCUGCCCUCCAUGAUCUCGAGGAGAACUGGUCACCUGCUCCUGGUCAACAGCAUCCAAGGGAAACUAGCUGUGCCUUUUCGCACUACAUAUGCAGCCUCCAAACAUGCAGUUCAGGCCUUCUUUGACUGCCUGCGAGCUGAGGUGGAAGAGUACGGCAUCUCCGUCAGCACCAUCAACCACACCUUCAUCAGCCGCGCUGCGUCUGAAAACUCGGAGGCAGCUUCCUCCAAAUCCAUCUGGUCAUUGUUGUACACUAAGAAACCCCUCGGCGUUUCUCCAGACGAGGCAGCCACUGAGAUUGUCAAGACCUUAAACAACAAGAGGAAAGAGGUGGUAAUUGCUCCCUCGCUCCCCAAGGUGGCCAUCUACGCCAGAUCCUUCUUCCCUAAUGUUUUCUUCGCUGUGAUGGCUGCAGGGGUGAACAACGCCGCUGCCUCGGAGAAGAUGUAGUGCUGCGGUGCACACAGUACUCUGCUGUACACUGUAACGACUGAGGGUAUUUAUGAAGUGAGAUUUUCUGUGAGGGUGAAACAAAUCAGUGGAGAUACUGAAAAAUUAAGAAUCAGGACACAAGAAAUCUUGAAAUAAUAUUUAUGAUCUGUUGUUUGUGUGGAUUAAUGUUUUAUCCUGUUUCUCCAUUAAAUCUUUGAAACUGAAUUUAUGAUGUGAACCCUCAGAUUGUAUUUAAACAAUUAACCAUGUGGAGUGUGGGUCUUAAGUGUAUUGUAAGAAAUACAGUCUUAAACUCAGACUUAUGUGUAGAAUUAUCAUUUUAAAAAAUGUGUAGCCUGUGUUAAACAGGUCUGAGUUGUAACGACACCUCAUAUAGAUAGUUUCUCCAUCAGAGAGAAUUAUUUUCUGUAUAUUUUACAGGAUAACGUAAAUAAGGUGAUCAUCAAAGUGCAGAAUUUGUAUAAAAAUAGCCAAUUAUGAAGAAAAUGUUGAGUCUGUUUAUUUGUGGACUUGAUUAAAUUCAGAAUAUCAAUAAAGUAUUGACAUGUAUGUAUGCAGUAGUUAAUAUUUUAGUUUAAUGAAUUUUAUUAUUUGUUUAUUAUUGUUUUGUGUUUGUUUUUUUUUAAUGGCAUGCCUUUAUUUUACACGUCUGUAAAUUCCACUUGAUUUCCAAAUAAUUGUCUAAGAAGUGUAGUGGAGAGAACCACAUGAUUUGGUUUAAUUACAGGUAAAACAGAGCGAAAUAAAACGUUA
Molecule: messenger RNA, 1869 nt
Organism: Toxotes jaculatrix (banded archerfish)
Lineage: Eukaryota; Metazoa; Chordata; Actinopteri; Toxotidae
Product: dehydrogenase/reductase SDR family member 7C-B-like
Exons: 7
Coding region: 172-1113 (313 amino acids)
Biological process (GO): regulation of release of sequestered calcium ion into cytosol by sarcoplasmic reticulum
Cellular component (GO): sarcoplasmic reticulum membrane
Molecular function (GO): all-trans-retinol dehydrogenase (NAD+) activity
Source: RefSeq, a predicted model, not a curated record